AUCUGGUUUGUCUUUGAUGUUGGAUCAAUUAUAUUGGUUUCCUAUUUUUAUAGUAAUGUGUGCAAGAUAGGUGUAGCUAUUGAAUGUCACAUGAUCUGGUUUGUCUUUGAUGUUGGAUCAAUUAUAUUGGUUUCCUAUUUUUAUAGUAAUGUGUGCAAGAUAGGUGUAGCUAUUGAAUGUCACAUGAUCUGGUUUGUCUUUGAUGUUGGAUCAAUUAUAUUGGUUUCCUAUUUUUAUAGUAAUGUGUGCAAGAUAGGUGUAGCUAUUGAAUGUCACAUGAUCUGGUUUGUCUUUGAUGUUGGAUCAAUUAUAUUGGUUUCCUAUUUUUAUAGUAAUGUGUGCAAGAUAGGUGUAGCUAUUGAAUGUCACAUGAUCUGGUUUGUCUUUGAUGUUGGAUCAAUUAUAUUGGUUUCCUAUUUUUAUAGUAAUGUGUGCAAGAUAGGUGUAGCUAUUGAAUGUCACAUGAUCUGGUUUGUCUUUGAUGUUGGAUCAAUUAUAUUGGUUUCCUAUUUUUAUAGUAAUGUGUGCAAGAUAGGUGUAGCUAUUGAAUGUCACAUGAUCUGGUUUGUCUUUGAUGUUGGAUCAAUUAUAUUGGUUUCCUAUUUUUAUAGUAAUGUGUGCAAGAUAGGUGUAGCUAUUGAAUGUCACAUGAUCUGGUUUGUCUUUGAUGUUGGAUCAAUUAUAUUGGUUUCCUAUUUUUAUAGUAAUGUGUGCAAGAUAGGUGUAGCUAUUGAAUGUCACAUGAUCUGGUUUGUCUUUGAUGUUGGAUCAAUUAUAUUGGUUUCCUAUUUUUAUAGUAAUGUGUGCAAGAUAGGUGUAGCUAUUGAAUGUCACAUGAUCUGGUUUGUCUUUGAUGUUGGAUCAAUUAUAUUGGUUUCCUAUUUUUAUAGUAAUGUGUGCAAGAUAGGUGUAGCUAUUGAAUGUCACAUGAUCUGGUUUGUCUUUGAUGUUGGAUCAAUUAUAUUGGUUUCCUAUUUUUAUAGUAAUGUGUGCAAGAUAGGUGUAGCUAUUGAAUGUCACAUGAUCUGGUUUGUCUUUGAUGUUGGAUCAAUUAUAUUGGUUUCCUAUUUUUAUAGUAAUGUGUGCAAGAUAGGUGUAGCUAUUGAAUGUCACAUGAUCUGGUUUGUCUUUGAUGUUGGAUCAAUUAUAUUGGUUUCCUAUUUUUAUAGUAAUGUGUGCAAGAUAGGUGUAGCUAUUGAAUGUCACAUGAUCUGGUUUGUCUUUGAUGUUGGAUCAAUUAUAUUGGUUUCCUAUUUUUAUAGUAAUGUGUGCAAGAUAGGUGUAGCUAUUGAAUGUCACAUGAUCUGGUUUGUCUUUGAUGUUGGAUCAAUUAUAUUGGUUUCCUAUUUUUAUAGUAAUGUGUGCAAGAUAGGUGUAGCUAUUGAAUGUCACAUGAUCUGGUUUGUCUUUGAUGUUGGAUCAAUUAUAUUGGUUUCCUAUUUUUAUAGUAAUGUGUGCAAGAUAGGUGUAGCUAUUGAAUGUCACAUGAUCUGGUUUGUCUUUGAUGUUGGAUCAAUUAUAUUGGUUUCCUAUUUUUAUAGUAAUGUGUGCAAGAUAGGUGUAGCUAUUGAAUGUCACAUGAUCUGGUUUGUCUUUGAUGUUGGAUCAAUUAUAUUGGUUUCCUAUUUUUAUAGUAAUGUGUGCAAGAUAGGUGUAGCUAUUGAAUGUCACAUGAUCUGGUUUGUCUGUGAAAAUUUCCAAAAUUAGGCAUAGCUAUUGUAAUGUGUGCAAGAUAGGUGUUUGUGGCUCUCAAAAAGAAGACUAACCAGUAAAUUCAAAACUAUCUCAAGCACAGAUGACAAAUAUAUCAAAUGAAAUCAUUAAUCUGGAACUAUGUAUCAGCAUCUGCUAUUAUAGUUAUGACAAGUUUUAUAUACAAUGUGAGGUGUGAACAUAGCAGAAGGAAAACUACCGCACUUUACUGGGUUCUCAAGAUUUUCUUUUGCUG
Prunus mume (Japanese apricot) is the source of this 1948-nucleotide messenger RNA. NCBI's taxonomy places the organism in Eukaryota, Viridiplantae, Streptophyta, Magnoliopsida, Rosales, Rosaceae. The record is from RefSeq and is a predicted model, not a curated record.